UGUCCCACACAUCACAGAUGCUAUUCAAGAAUGGGUGGAGAGAGUGGCAAAAAUCCCUGUAGAUGGUGAGGGGGAGGAGCCUGAAGUCUGCAUAGUAGAGCUUGGAGGUACAAUAGGGGAUAUAGAAGGAAUGCCUUUUGUGGAAGCAUUCCGUCAGUUUCAGUUCAGGGCAAAAAGGGAGAAUUUCUGCAAUAUCCACGUCAGUUUAGUGCCAUCGCCCAAAACAACCGGUGAACAGAAGACCAAACCCACUCAGAAUAGUGUGAGGGAGCUGAGAGGACUAGGACUGUCUCCUGAUUUGAUUGCUGCCAGAAGUACCAGUAAACUGUCUCAGUCUGUGAUUGACAAAUUGUCCAUGUUUUGCCAAGUUGCUCCACAACAGGUGAUCGGUGUCCAUGAUGUUACAAACUUGUACAGAGUUCCCCUCCAACUGGAGGAGCAGAACCUUCUCCCAUACUUCAGAAAACGCCUCCACCUCCCCAUUCCAGAUCCAGUUCCCAGGAAGUUGCUGCUCAGUUGGAGAGAACUCGCAGAAAGGUGUGACAGGUUGCACAAGGAAGUUACCAUAGCUCUAGUGGGGAAGUACACAGACCUGGAAGAUUCCUAUGCUUCAGUCCUGAAGGCUCUCCAGCAUUCUGCCCUUGCCGUCAAUCAUAAACUCAAAGUAAAAUACAUUGAGGCUUCAGACCUAGAACAGAGCACUCAGCAUGAUCAUCCAGUGAAAUACCAUGAAGCAUGGCAGAAUCUUUGUAGUAGCGAUGGUGUUCUUGUACCAGGUGGUUUUGGAGUGAGAGGAGUAGAAGGGAAAAUGAUGGCAUCCAACUGGGCCAGAAGAAUGAACAAACCUUUCCUUGGAGUGUGUUUAGGCUUACAAUGUGCUGUGAUAGAAUUCUGUAGAAAUGUGGUAGGUUGGAAAGAUGCUAAUUCCACAGAGUUUGACAAGAAUACAACACAUCCAGUGGUGAUAGAGAUGCCAGAGCAUAACCCUGGACACAUGGGAGGUACCAUGAGGCUAGGCAAGAGGAGGACAGAGUUUGUGGAGCAAAGUUCUAUACUCAAGAAAUUGUAUGGCAACCCAGACUAUGUUGAGGAGAGACACCGACACAGAUACGAGGUCAACCCAAGUCUUGUAUCCGAGAUGGAAAACCACGGUUUGAAGUUUGUUGGGCGUGAUGUGGAGGGACAGAGGAUGGAAAUACUAGAACUUAAAGAUCAUCCUUACUUCGUGGCGGUUCAGUACCACCCAGAGUAUAUCUCUCGCCCUCUCAAGCCAUCGCCGCCAUAUUUAGGCCUCCUGCUGGCCUCCGUGGGAAAACUCCAGAGCUACAUUGCCAGGGGAUGUCGCAGCUCCCCGCGCAGUCUCUACUGUGAUGAGUCAGACUCCAUAUCUGAUGACGAUGAACUUGUGACUCUUGUAGAAAAAGCCAGUCUGAAAAGUGAUCAAUUAUAAUGGACAAAUUCUUGCCAUAAUGAGUUGUAUUUAUACUGUUGAAGUGGAUGUAAAUGCAUGGCUGUUGUGAGAUGUGCAUUCUUCUUUUGUGACAGUGACUUUUUAUUAUAGAGAAUUUAGUAAAAGCAUUUCUGCUACAAAUGUAACAAAACUCUAAUAUGUACUAAGAGGUACUUUACUAGAAAUGUUUGUUUUGGUUUUAUUUUAUUCUCCUGAAAUACAGAUGUAUAAUUUUUUAUUGUUUAUUCUAGACAUU
Molecule: messenger RNA, 1706 nt
Organism: Lingula anatina
Lineage: Eukaryota; Metazoa; Brachiopoda; Lingulata; Lingulida; Lingulidae
Product: CTP synthase 1-B
Biological process (GO): pyrimidine nucleobase biosynthetic process; CTP biosynthetic process
Cellular component (GO): cytoophidium; cytoplasm
Molecular function (GO): CTP synthase activity; identical protein binding
Source: RefSeq, a predicted model, not a curated record